CAUUCUUGAACUCAAGAAGACUUCAGCAGAAGAUCUACAAAUGGGAAAUCCGGAGUAGCCUUAUUCCAAAGUGGAGUGCUUCUUAGCUAGAUUCAUGGAAAUUGGAAGGAGGGAACACAGCCCCAUACUAUAAGCUGUAGGCUUAUUGUUGGAUGCUUGAAAAAAGCUGCAACCUUGGUGAGCAAACGGAAAUAAAAAUCCAGUAUCUUGCUUAGAUGGGAUGACAUACAUGAAUGGUAGACCGGGGUGAAAAACAAGAAUGCAAUGUAUAAAACAAGAGACAAUUUUCUCUAUUCAAUCUUAAUUUAAGAUUUAGCAGCAAACUCAAUGCUGACUAUCCUUUUAGAGGUAAACGCAGCUGUGUGUGAGCUGAGGUUGAGAACCAAAGAGGGCUGUGGAAUCACAGAAAGGGAUCCAUUUCAGCUGCAUUUUUCCCUGGCCUGGAAAAACAUGGGUUUAACUACCAGGCUUCUAGACAGUUUACAAAAGAAGGUUAAGAUCCCAUCUCUUGGGUGUAAAAAAGUCCUUGAAUCAAGUCUCAGGAUCUCCAGGUAGAUCUGGAAAAUAUAUCUAUCUGGUGUCCAUUAAUCUGGUAAAUCGAGGUAAAUCCAGAAAUCCAGAUCAGUGCUCUGGAUCAAUACAAGUCAGAAUUCUAGGAUUUUUAUAUGCUGGAAGAAAGGAAGACCAGCUCCAUACCAGCAUAGACCCACUGUCUAUAGCAGCAUUUCUCAACCUUAACAAAUUUAAGACGGGUGGACUUGCAACUUCCAGAAUUCUGGGAGUUGAAGUCAACCUAUUUUAAAGAUGCCAAGGUUGAGAAAUAUUGUUUUACAGUAAUUGGCAGCAAUGUCUCAUCCCAUCUAGCAAAAUAAGGGAAGGAGGUGGAGGAAUUUUCAUGGGGCACAGAGAAGGCAGAAGUCCAUCUUUGUGGGAGUGGCAUAACUGGAGAGGAUGGAAGUAUAACACAUUGUACACUUCAGCUUAUGGGAGAUUGUCUGAAUUGGUCCUCAUAAAACUGAUUUCCUUCUGUAAAAUACAACAUUCACCCAUUCAGAACACAGAGAUUUCUGGUGCCUUCAAAUCAAUGCGAAUCAAUUUACUGCAAGACGCUUUGAUGAUGGUGGUGGGAUUCAAAGUUGCCAGGCAAGAAUGUAGAAUGCAAAUGAGGUGGGCGGGGCUGCAUAGGUUUGUGACAUCUACUGUUCCGGUUUGGGGUGUGGUUUAAUGAGUAACUGGAGGAAAUCCAUGGAUACAUUAAAGAAAGGUAAUUCUUCCUGGAUCUGAUCAGUUGAGUUGUUUUGGUGGUUGACAGAAAUCAAGUGAUUAGGUCACAGAUCUAGUACUGAUGCUUCCAAAGAUGUUGAUGCUUCUUUUCGUCUUCCUGUUGCAAGCCAGUGCUGGGGAGGGAGCGCCAUCCUUUAAUGACACCCUAAUUAUAGGCAUGAGGCUGGAGAAUAGUAGCAAGGCCCAGACAAACAUUUUGGAAAAUGGCAUGAUCCAAGUGAUGGAAGGAAGCCUGAUUCAUCUCCGGAUCUAUGGUGAAGGCAUCCACAAAUUCAGCUGGCAGAGGAUUCGGUUUGUGGAGACUUCUUCCCUGAGUACUUUUGUCAGGAACUAUUCAAUCUGCCCCCAAAGAACAAGUGAUUUAUUGAUACAGCCAAACAGUGAUGAGGUGCAAAAUACUUCUGCAAUACUCUCUGUGAAGGUUCAAAACCUGCGGAAGAAUAUCCGCUUCAAGGACUACAUGAUGUGCCUUGAGGAUCAUCGUGGGAGAUCACGCCAGCUGCUCAAGGAUAGUCAUCUGCUCCUCCGAGUGGUAGAGGACAAAAGUCUGAACCUACCACUCUGGCUUCAAAUUAUCUUAAUACUUGUGCUCUUGUCACUCUCAGCGAUGUUUAGUGGUCUCACCCUAGGCCUAAUAGCCCUUGAUCCUAUGGGAUUGCGCAUUGUGAAAAAUUGUGGCACACCUAAGGAGAGGGAAUAUGCCACCAAGAUUGAACCCCUCCGAAGGAAGGGGAAUUAUUUGCUCUGUUCUUUGCUGCUUGGUAAUGUUUUAGUCAAUUCUUCACUCACCAUAUUGUUAGACACAGUUAUUGGGGAAAACAUGUGGUCUAUUGUGAUCUCUACUAUUGCCAUCGUCCUCUUUGGGGAGAUCCUUCCACAGGCCAUCUGCUCCCGUCAUGGUUUGGCAAUAGGUGCCAAUACCAUCUUCGUCACCAAGUUGGUUAUGGUUAUCACAUUCCCAGCCUCUUACCCUAUUAGUAAGAUCUUGGACUACCUACUUGGGAAAGAAAUGGGCACUACCUACAACCGAGAGAAACUGAUGGAGAUGAUUAGAUUGACUCAGCCUUAUAAUGACCUGCUGAAAGAAGAGCUGAAUAUCAUCGAAGGAGCCCUGGAGUUGAGGACUAAGACGGUGGAAAAUGUCAUGACCCCAUUAAAAGACUGCUUCUUUAUCAACAGUGAUGCCAUCCUGGAUUUUGAUACAAUGACAGAGAUUCUAGAGAGUGGCUACACACGGAUCCCAAUCUACGAGAAUGAAAAGGCUAACAUUGUUGACAUGUUAUAUGUCAAAGAUCUUGCAUUUGUUGACCCAGAUGAUCACACCCCACUCAAGACAAUCACCAAGUUUUAUAACCACCCAAUCCAUUAUGUCUCCAACACUACCACAUUGGAUGCUGUGCUUGAAGAAUUCAAAAAAGGUAAGUCUCACCUGGCCAUUGUCCAAAAGAUGCAUGAGGUUAGCCACGAACAAAUCUCUGAAGUGGUGGGCUUAGUAACCUUGGAGGAUGUCAUUGAAGAAAUCAUCAAGUCUGAAAUUGUGGACGAAUCGGAUAUUUACGUUGACAACCGGUCUAAAAGAAGAGUCACUGGACUAAGGAAGUGGGAUUUCUCUGCUUUCAGGGAUUAUGACGUCGAAGCAAAGAUCUCCAAGCAGUUGCUCUUGGCUGCCCAUCGCUUCCUCUCCACAGAGAUUUUGCAAUUUUUCCCCACCCUCAUCUCUGAAAAAUACCUGCUGCGUCUGCUGAAGCACCGGGAUGUCAUUUGUGAGCUGAAAUUUGAUGAGAACUUCAAGGACUCCCCCCAUCAUUACUUGUACCAAAGGAAUAAGAUGGCAGAUUACUUCAUCCUCAUCUUGCAGGGGAAGGUGGAGGUAGAAGCGUGUAAGGAAAACAUGAAGUUUGAGAAUGGACCCUUCUCCUACUAUGGGGUCAUGGCUCUAGGGCCAUCCAUCCCAACAGGGCUUGAGAGCAGCUCCCUGUCUUGGUUCAGCAGCAUCAACCGGAUCAGCUUUGAACAGAUGAAUUCUGCCAUCAGAAGCAUGAGCACCAGCCAAGUCCUCCCCAGCACCAGCCUGCAAUAUAUGGCUGAUUUCACUGUCCGAGCCCUCAGUGACCUCCUGUACAUCAAAAUCACAAGGGAGCAAUACCAGCACUGUUUAAUGGCCUCCUUAAUAGACACCAAUAGCUCUGGAGAAGCUACUACUAAGACACCUGACCUCUUGAACCCUCUCCCAAGCAACUCUCCAUCCAAUUUGAAGAUGGCUAAGGAAGAGCCAUCUGAAUCAGAAUAAGGUGGUUAAACAGAUCAAUCCAAACAGAUCAUAAGGACCUGAUUCUAAAAAGCCUUCUACUUAAAUCUCAACAUUUACUUUCCAGUUGCCAUCUGAGGUCCUUUGUUUCACAAGAUAAUCAUUUAUCAUCUCCAGGAUGACAAUUUCCACAUUUGGAAGUGAGGGAUCUCUUAUCUACUUAUUUUUCCCCCCAAAAUGGGCUCCGCAUCUUUCUUCAUUUUUGGUUGUUUUAUGCACUGCCACUAAUACAAGCUUUUUUUUCUUUUCUAUUAUCAAUGGGGGAGGAGAACAAUUUUCAUUGAGCCUAUUGCUCAAAAGGGAAAGGAUGAGAAUCCUCUCCUCACAUGCUCCGUUUGCAAUGAGAUUUGCCUGCUUGCACUUCUUACUGAAUUAACAAAAGAAGGCAUUCUUAUUAAUAAAACAAACACAAACAUGUGCUGAGCCUCAGAAAUUUUUGCAUAAACUCUGCUGAAAUGAGUACAAUUUGGCAGCCAUUUCUUUAUUGCAUUAAGUUCUAAUGCUUGAUUCUUCCUAAAAGGAGUACUUUAUAAGAUUUCAGAAUAUAAUUCUGCAGCAAAAACAUGCUUAUUUUUUUUAUAAAACAGAGAAUGCUUAGUGGAUUAUACCUGGAGAAGUGGAUGACAUUUCCUGUUUCAGCUACCGAUUUAACAAGUGGAUUAUAAUUAUUUUUGACUGCUUUCCUAUUUGUACUUUUUCUUAUCAUAAAUCAGCUCACUAUUUAUUUGAGUUUGCCACAGGCCACUUUGAUAGAAAUGCGUAAUUUUUCUUUUUAAAUGUGGAAUUUCUUUACGUAUGAAAUUACGCUACUUGCUCACCUGUAAAAUGAGGUUUCUACUUUUGAGUUGAUAAUAAAAUGCACAUUUA
Molecule: messenger RNA, 4459 nt
Organism: Crotalus tigris (Tiger rattlesnake)
Lineage: Eukaryota; Metazoa; Chordata; Lepidosauria; Squamata; Viperidae
Product: metal transporter CNNM4-like
Exons: 7
Coding region: 1346-3574 (742 amino acids)
Biological process (GO): magnesium ion transport; magnesium ion homeostasis
Cellular component (GO): plasma membrane
Molecular function (GO): sodium ion transmembrane transporter activity; magnesium ion transmembrane transporter activity
Source: RefSeq, a predicted model, not a curated record